CGGACUGCGGGCCCGGGCCGGACCUCUGCGCUCUUCAUGCGUCGCGCGGACGUAUCGGGGAAACGCGGGGAUUUCAGCGUCGCCGCGCGCCGCCUGUAAUCAAGAUCGUCUCGCGCCUCGCAGAUGCUCGACUGCAGAUUUGAUGGUGCUGUGAAGGCUCGUCUGACUGAAGGCUCGCGGCCAAGGGGGGGCAUUCGUGGGGCCGCGGAUAUAGAGAGAGAGAGAUAGAGAGAAAGAGAGAGAGAGACACCUCUGUCCACCACUCCGUCCGUCCUCUGCCCUGCGCUUGUGAAUGGACUGCGACUCCCUCCGUGAUUCUCUGCAGUCCCUCUGAGUCAUUUGUGGAAGAAGAUGGCGGACAGGGCUGAGAUGUUUUCCCUAUCCACUUUCCAUUCCCUCUCUCCUCCCGGAUGCAGGCCAGCCCACGACAUCAGCCUGGAGGAGUUUGAUGAUGAAGAUCUUUCUGAAAUCACAGAUGACUGUGGGAUCGGCCUCAACUAUGACUCCGAUCCAUAUGAAAAGGACUCCCUCAUCCUGGAGAAAAGCGACAUCCACCAUCCAGUCUGCUCCUUCCAGGAUGACUUCCAGGAGUUUGAGAUGAUUGAUGAUGAAGAUGAAGAUGAGGAGGAGGAAGAUGAAGAGGAUGAAGAUAUUGAUCCUGACGCGCCCCCAUCUCCCUCAGCCUCCCCUCCUCCCUCUCCUACCAUUGGCACCCUGAAGAGCAGACCCACCACACUGAACCUCACCACUGCUGUGUCACAGGAUUCACUAAACAACAACAGCAGUUUAUCCCCAAAGAAAGGAAGCUGGCAGGACUCCUUACGCAAUCCAACGUCACAGGGCCGUCUGUCUCCAACCCACACAUGUCUGGACGAUGGUAGCCAUGUGACAGGCCAGUGCCCGGCCUCUCCGGUUUCCCAGGUCCCGGGGUCACAGAGCAAAGGUACACCACCAAAACAGGCAGGGGAGGGCGGGAACCCCCAGUCUCCUCAUAGGCCCCUCCUCUGCGACAUGGAGGGCAACAGGCGAGAGAGGCCCGAAUACGGGUCAUUUGGUCAACACAAGUCUCACACAUGCACUGGUGAUCUCAUUGAUUCCAAAGCAGACCCUCCAAUUCAGACGUCCAGAGUACCCUCAGUCGACGAACACUCCCAAUGUUCAGACACGGAGGUGGAUCAUGACCUCAACAGCGACCACAACCACAAACACUCAAGCCGCCGUGCCACUGACACCUACACAAUCACCAGCGAGUCGGGAAUGGAGCCAGAAAAUGACCUGGACCCAGAUGGAACCAGUCGCUGCCUGUCCUCCACCGCGCCCAUGGGCGCAAACGACGGCGCUGAUACGCCCUUGUCCGACGAGGAGCUGGAAAAAGACUUUGAAGUGGAGUUCAUGUGCAAGGAGACCUACGACAUGGUGUGUAAGGAGAAUCAGUCGGCGUAUGUGGAGUUUCCCUCCAUCGAGCCGUCUGAGCCUGCGUCUUUCUCCAGCUAUCUGUCGUCUAGCCGUUCAGAGGCCCUUAACCAGUCCAGCACUUGUCACACGGGUUCGGCUGUGGAGGCAGCGGCUAAUGAGUCCACCUCCCCGUCCUCAGACCCGGGGAUUGCUGAUAUGAACCAGCGGGGCUAUGUAACUUCUGACCAGGACAAGGACCUGAGCUCUCCGGGUUCUGACUCCGACAUUGAAGGGGAGCUGGAGGCAGGCUUUGCAUGUGGAGGUCCUGUGGUGUCCAACAUGAUCUCCUCUAUCUCAGAAACAGAGCUGGACUUGACUAGUGAUGACAGUAGCAGUGGACGCUCAUCUCACCUCACCAAUUCCAUAGAGGAAGCCAGCUCACCUACAUCAGACCAGGAGCUGGACCCGGACACAGAGUUAGAGCAGGACAGUGGAAUUGUUGGACUGAAAGCAUCUCUACUUCUGGGUCAGCCUGAUCCAAUCAAAGAAGGCUCUCCUCUACCCUCUCCUUCUCCUCUACCCUCUCCUACUAUAGCUACGCCGUCCCCUCUUGAUUCUCCUAUCUUCCCCCCUGAGUCUUACGACGACGGCUUGGCUCUGAUGGGGCUGCAGAGUGUUGACGACGAGCUGUCCGGGGAGCACCAGGCUGACCCAGAUGAGACUUUGCCUCCAGCUCAGUUAUGUGAGGACAGUCUGUCCAGACAGAUGGUGCUCCAGAUAGAACCCGACCACAGCCUGGAGAGCUUCAAACGCUCCUUCUACCUGCCAGUGGGGCCCAGGCUAAUGCCAAGCGCAGACGAAUACGAUGGAACAAGUGAAGGAGAUUCUGAAUCAGAAAGCGAAGAUGAGCUGAGCGAGAACUCAGACUCCCCAUGGCUACUCAGCAACUUAGUCAACAGGAUGAUUUCAGAGGGCUCUUACCCAAUUAGCUGUCCUGAGGAGUGCUUCAAGAGAAAGGUGUCUGUGUCUGACACCAUCUCUCCCUCCUCAGACAUUGGAGAGGGAGACAGUUUCAACGAUGACGACCAAGAGAAGAAACUUCAGAUGGAGGGGUCAGAGAAUGGCAAGAAAGAAAACGACGGCUACAGGAAAGACAAGUUGGAUCCAGCAGCAAGGGGUAGGAGUGUUGAGCCUUCGAAAGAAACAGCAGUAAAAAGUCCCCGGCUCUAUAUGAGCAACCCCAGUGGUGAUACCAUCACUCCAUUAACUUCAGAGCGCAGUCCAAACAGCGAGAGAGGAACCACAGAGUUCAGUUCCUCGUAUUCCAAUAAAGACUGUGACAAGAACUCCUCAGAUAAACCAUCCAAGAAUUCCAAGAGACAGCAGGAAGACAACGAGCCGAAUAAUGACUUGAUGAUGCUGAAUGGAAGGAGAGAUCUGGACUCACCCAGCCUCACUGAGAGCGUGGUCAGUGACAAGGACGAAGGGCGAGAGACUGAUCCCAGGCCUACGAGUCGCUCCUCAGCCUCUCUCGAGCGUAUCACCGAAGUGAAACAGAGCCUGACACUCGAUAUACCCACUGCUCAGACCAACCGCUGCUUCAGCCUCACCUACUCCACAGACAAUGAUGAAGAGGAGGAGGACGACGGUGACUCUUACCCAUUCCUGGGAGGCUUGAGCAAGCAGUCCUACAGGGACAGUGAUUUAGAGUUGGACAGUUCACCGCCCAUUGACUCCAGCGUGCAAGAUCACUCCUUAGCUGACCGCGACCUCCCACUGUGUGAGAAAGAUCUGGCGCUCAGGCCGUCAACUGAAGACGAUGGACUGGCCUAUGACUCCAUGAAGUACACGUUAGUGGUGGAUGAGAACACUACCCUGGAACUAGUCAGCCUCAGAAGGUGCACCUCCGUGCUGAGUGACGACAGUGAGCUCUCGACCCUGUGUGACGAAGAGCCUUUGGGAACAAGUAACGUUGGCUACGGACGAGACGAUGAGGAAGUGAGGCCAGAGCUUCUCAGCUCUUCGGAGGACUCGUCUCCUGAGGCUGAUCUCCCAUUCUCCAAGAAGUUCCUGAACGUGUUUGUCAACAGCACCUCCCGCUCCUCCAGCACAGAAUCAUUUGGACUUUUCUCCUGUACCAUCAAUGGAGAGGAGAGGGACCAGACACACAGGGCGGUCUACAGGUUUAUCCCAAGACAUGCAGACGAGCUGGAGCUGGACGUGGACGACCCUUUAUAUGUGGAGGAAGAAGAGGACGACUACUGGUACAGGGGGUAUAACAUGCGGACGGGAGAGAGGGGGAUAUUCCCCGCCUUCUACGCCCAUGAGGUCAUUGGCCAGUCCAAAGAGUUGCUGGGAAUGAAGAGGAAUCCAGCCUGGAUUGAGACGUUCAAUGUUCAAUUUCUGGGCUCUGUCGAGGUACCAUAUCACCAAGGCAAUGGUAUUCUCUGUGCCGCUAUGCAGAAGAUUGCGCUAUCAAGGAAACGAACGGUACACGUGCGACCUCCCUCCCUGUGUGAGCUCGAGAUCAGCUUGCAAGGAGUCAAACUAAUCAUGAGCCUGGAGGAUGAAUACGACGUCCUUGAUGAGUAUGACAGAUGUAGUCACUUCUUCCAAAUGAAGAACAUCUCAUUCUGUGGAUGCCAUCCGAGAAACAACUGCUACUUCGGCUUCAUCACCAAGCAUCCGAUGCUGAACAGAUUCGCUUGCCAUGUGUUUGUAUCGCAGGAGUCAAUGCGACCUGUAGCCGAGUGUGUUGGACGAGCCUUUCAGGAGUACUAUCAAGAGCAUCUGGAGUAUGCCUGUCCCACCGAGGACAUCUACCUGGAGUGAGAAGAGUCGCCAUGGCAACCUUCUUCUUCUACAGCUCGUGUAUGUUCAUCCAGUUCGCCACCAGAGGGUGCCAUCAGUGGGGUCUUUUUUUUCCACUCCAUUGUAAAAUACUCCUCCUUGUCCCUCUCAAACAGGGAUCUUCAUUUCUACAAUAUGCUAGGCAUUUGACUGAUUUCAUCCAUCCCUCUCUCUUUGUUUAUUUCCAUGAUCUCAACGGAUCGAUUGCCUGUUUAUUUAAUCUUUUUCUAUGAUAUAAAACUAAGACCCUGAGCACCUGUUUAUUUAAAGGUUCCUCUUUUGAAAUGAAAAAAAACAAACAAAAAAAAAAAUCCAAAUCCAAAUAUACCUACUACAGCUGUAUCACUUUUCAAUGCAUGGCUAGUAGGGUUAAUGCACACAGACACACCGAGAACAACACAUAUUCAAGUGAAUGGCAAGCAGCUCAACAAUCAAGUACAGGACUGGUGUAGAAUCAAGAGGAUGACACUUAAAUUACCUGUAAAUAUGUUUUUGUUGAAUACCGACAAGCAGCUCAUUUGAUUUCUACUGAUAGUGACAUUGGAGUGAAGUAGAGAGAGUGCAGUGAGCGGUCCUUGGUUCAAGCUUACCCCCUGUGUCGCGUACAAACUGUUGUGUGUGUUGUAAAUACGUGUAUAGAAAGUAGUACAUACAAGGCACCUCAUGUGGAUCGAUUAGGAAACGUCGAGAUGAGCCGUGUAAGGGUUUUGCUCAGACUUUUUGAAGAAGAGCUGCGAGGAGUUGACUAGGUAUGAACUUUGAAUGUCAUUAGCUCCGCACACGUUUUAUUCAGCUGGGGAUCGUCGCAGUAAAUGUCAAGCAGACUCAAACGAUAAAAGCAGUACCAUUUUACUGUUGUCCACUCCUCAGAGUUGCACUGCUUGUUGACCUCUUACCGUUGGAAGCUUUCAUAGCAAACCGUUCAACUGUUAAUCUUGCAAAUUGUAGAUCACUGUAUGCUUUGUUAUGACUGAUGUGAAUUUUAGGUCAAAGAAAGCUAAGGCUCUCUGACAAGCCAUAUUCCCACAUCUCUGACUGUUUAACUCUGUUUUUUUUUUUUUUUUUCCCAGUGAUGUUCUAGUCUCCGUUUUCUUUUGACUUGGCAGUUGCAACGAAGGAAAGGGAAUGACUAGAGGGGCCAGUUGUUGCACAGCUCAGUGCCUACUGUACAGCGAGUGUCCUAAUAUUUGUUGAUUCUGGUAUCACAGUGGAAUCAAACCUUCAACAAAGCAUUCAAAAUGAGGUUUUAUCAUUAUGUUUAGACUUCAGUCUCACUCAGUAACACUUGGAGAGAAGGAUGGCCUCAUAUACCCACAAUAUAUAUUUUUUUUAUUGGUUUCUGUCCGAUCAAAGGUUAAAGCGUCAUUCACGUCACACAGAAACCUUCUGUAGCUACAAUAGCUUACGGUCUAGCACCUUAUGUAGAUAAAGGAUUCAAUUACAAACAGUUACUAGUCACCUGCUAUCUGAAAUGUUAAUCUCUAAUGUUUACCGCACCCAGACCAUUCCCGUCAUUGUUUAAGACACUGUUGAGCAUCUUGUCGUGCUGCAUUCAAUCACAGUCCGCCAGAACAGACAGUUCUGCGGGAUUUCAGUGCUAAAAGCUAACUGAGGGUUAAUAUGUGAGGAGAGAGGGCGUUGACUACAUAUGUAUCGCUGUCAGUUAGAUCAUGUAUAUACAAUAGCAAAUCUGUGUCCUUUAUGUUGAGUAUGUUAUUGAAAUGAAUAUGUACAUUAUUUGAAAAUACAUUUCU
Salarias fasciatus (jewelled blenny) is the source of this 5999-nucleotide messenger RNA. It is a transcript of the gene mapk8ip2, whose product is annotated as mitogen-activated protein kinase 8 interacting protein 2. Gene Ontology annotation, biological process: JNK cascade; regulation of JNK cascade. Gene Ontology annotation, molecular function: MAP kinase scaffold activity; JUN kinase binding. The record is from RefSeq and is a predicted model, not a curated record. NCBI's taxonomy places the organism in Eukaryota, Metazoa, Chordata, Actinopteri, Blenniiformes, Blenniidae. The transcript is spliced from 14 exons. The coding region runs from base 352 to 4227 and encodes 1291 amino acids. Gene Ontology annotation, cellular component: cytoplasm.